This is a messenger RNA of Monodelphis domestica (gray short-tailed opossum), 5540 nucleotides long. RefSeq lists its product as uncharacterized. Lineage: Eukaryota; Metazoa; Chordata; Mammalia; Didelphimorphia; Didelphidae. The record is from RefSeq and is a predicted model, not a curated record. Gene Ontology annotation, biological process: regulation of transcription by RNA polymerase II. Gene Ontology annotation, cellular component: nucleus. Gene Ontology annotation, molecular function: DNA-binding transcription factor activity, RNA polymerase II-specific.
CUCCCCUGGCUAAUGUCCAUGAGCAGAUGGCCCAGCCCUGGGCUGAGUCUUUCCGUUUUGCGGCCAUUGUAGGGCAUCAGCCCCUCCCGUUAUCCCGGUCCGGAAGUCCUCCUUUCCUCUCUUACCCUGGAAAGUCCCUCCACUGCCCCUCCCACCCUAAACCCGGGUCACCUAGAGAGCAUUGAAGCUCCCACCUUGGGUGGCUCCUCCUAGUGGUCAUAUUUGGCCCUCGCAGGGGUCCCUGACCAGAGCGGCCACAGGUGAGUCCUGGACUGCGCAGUCGGCUGUGGGAGCAGCUCUGGGUCGAGGCCUCCCAGCUGAACCCCUUUUGCCCUUCAUUGAGGAGGGAUUUUGACUAUUAGUUCUGGGUUUUUCCAGUUAACAAAGGAAGCCACGUGAUGGCCGGGGAGAGGCGCCAGGAAGCCUCACUUCCUGGGGCAGAAGGGGGCUUCCUAGACAGGCUAUGCAGAAAGGGAGCCCGACACCGGAAAAGGCCCGGCUCUGGCUGGACCGGACCAGGAACCCCCUUCGGGCCUCCUUCCGGCGUCUUCCUGACUGGCUUUGGGAAGUCCCCAUUGGAGCACCAGAGCCCACCUGGAGAUCGAUCUGCUACCCAGAAUGCCCCGCGCGGUGCCCUCGGGCCCCCCUCCUGCCUGGCACAAAGCAGGAAUGCAGAGACCCCGAGGAAAGUGCAGGGCCCGGAGCUGUGUUAGGAGGGAGAAGAGCUGGGAAUUGGGGACGCCGGAGGCCCGGGGAAAGACAGGAGCCCGGAGCGCCCUACAGUAUGCAGGCGAGCACAGGCUCCAACGCCUCCAAGACCCCCUGGCGGCGGGCGGGGUCGGUUCAGACUCCCAGAGACUGCGGAGGAAAGAAGGGGAAGAACGGGGGACAGAGAUGGGGAGGGCUCAGAAAGGGGAAGGGGUGCAGAGAGGGAGGGCCAGCUGGGCGGGACAAUCUACCCCAGGAACGGGCGGAGCAGAGGCCUCCCGGAAUCCGGAAGUUACGAUGGUACCCCAUUCCCCGCCCUUCCGUACUUCCAAAGCUUUUCCCGCCGCCGCUCCGUACUGUCUGUGGAACUCCCUCGGUCCCUGGCCUCCAGUCUCGUUUAGAGACAAGAAGUAAAGUGGCUGCUGGAAAAGGAGCCGGAGUUUGAAGCAGAGACGAGUCCUGGAAACGAUAGAGGAGCUUCACCAGGGGGACUCACUGGGGCUACGUUGCUUCCUCGACAAGGAGCCUGGAAUCCCAGGGAUGGCCUUGGAGAGGGACAGACUCCCAGUCCAGGAGGUGGUGACGUUCCAGGAUGUGGCUGUGGACUUCACUCGGGAGGAGUGGCGCCUCUUGUCCCCUCCCCAGAAGGAGCUGUACAAGGAGGUGAUGCUGGAGAAUGCCCGGAACUUGCUCUUUGUGGGGCUUCUAGCUCCCCCAGAAAAAGUGAUUUCUUAUUUGGAGCAGAGGGAUGUCCCAUGGAUUCUGGAGCAAGAAGGUCUGAAGAUCUGGUACCCAGAAGGAGAAAUCAGACCUGAAAUUAAGGAGAAUCCAAUAGAGGUGAGCUUUCCUGUGGAAGAAAUGAAUCUACAAAGAUGCACUGAUGGUCUUGAUAAAUUUGCUUCCAGGGAAUUCUGUGUUGCAUCUCAAAAUUCAUCUAAUAUUGAACAUCAGCGAAUGGAUCCUGAGGUAAAAUCUAGUGAAAAUAAUCAUUGUGGAAAGACUUUCAUGUACAGGGCCAGUCUUUCUGGACAACAGAAUUUCCACACUGGGAUUUUCCCUUAUGAAUGCAAGCAAUGUGGAAAGCCAUUCAGUCAGAACUCCAAUCUUGUUGUACAUCAGAGAAUUCACACUGGGGAGAAACCUUAUAAAUGCAAGCAAUGUGGAAAGGCAUUCAGUGUGAGCUCCACUCUUGUGAAACAUCAGAGAAUUCACACUGGGGAAAAACCUUAUAAAUGCAAGCACUGUGGAAAGGCAUUCAGUGUGCUCUUCACUCUAGUGAACCAUCAGAGAAUUCACUCUGGGGAGAAACUUUAUCAUUGCAAGCAAUGUGGAAAGACAUUCAGUCAGAGCUCCAGUCUUGUCGUACAUCAGAGAAUCCACACUGGGGAGAAACCUCAUGGAUGCUUGGAAUGUGGAAAGACAUUCAGUCGUAUCUCUCUUCUCACUAGACAUCAGAUAAUUCACACUGGGGAGAAACUUUAUGAAUGCAAGCAAUGUGGGAAGACAUUCUUUCAUACCUCUAGUCUUUCUCGACAUCAGAUAAUUCACACUGGGGAGAAACUUUAUGAAUGCAAGCAAUGUGGGAAGACAUUCUUUCAUACCUCUAGUCUUUCUCGACAUCAGAGAAUCCACACUGGGGAGAAACCUUAUGAAUGCAAGCACUGUGGAAAGACAUUCAGUCAGAGCUCCAGUCUUGUUGAACAUCAGAGAAUUCACACUGGGGAGAAACCUUAUGAAUGCAAGCACUGUGGAAAGGCAUUCAGUCAGAACUCCCGUCUUGCUGUACAUCAGAGAAUUCACACUGGGGAGAAACCUUAUGAAUGCAAGCACUGUGGAAAGGCAUUCAGUCAGAACUCCCGUCUUGCUGUACAUCAGAGAAUUCACACUGGGGAGAAACCUUAUGAAUGCAAGAAAUGUGGAGAGACAUUCAGUCAGAACUCCAAUCUUGUUCUACAUCAGAGAAUUCACACUGGGAAAAAACUUCCUGAAUGCAAGCAAUGUGGAAAGACAUUCAGUCAGAACUCCAAUCUUGUUCUACAUCAGAGAAUUCACACUGGGGAGAAACCUUAUAAAUGCAAACAAUGUGGAAAGGCAUUCAGUGUGAACUUCACUCUAGUGAACCAUCAGAGAAUUCACACUGGGGAAAAACCGUAUGAAUGCAAGCAAUGUAGAAAGACAUUCAGUACAAAUUCCCAUCUUGCUGAACAUCAGAGAAUCCACACUGGGGAGAAACCUUAUGAAUGCAAGCAAUGUGGAAAGAGAUUCACUCAGAACUCCAGUCUUGUUGUGCAUCAGAGAAUCCACACUGGGGAGAAACCUUAUGAAUGCAAGCAAUGUGGAAAGAGAUUCACUCAGAACUCCAGUCUUGUUGUGCAUCAGAGAAUCCACACAGUGUAGAAACCUCAUGAAUGCAAGCAGUGUGGAAAGAUAUUUACUAUGUGAUCCAAUUUUGCUGUAUAUCAUAGAAUCCCCCUGGGGGAAAACCUCAUGAUUAUAAGAAAUGUGGAAAGGCAUUCAGUAUAAGUUCUUAUCUUGCUGUACAUCACAGAAUCCACACUAGGAAGGUACCUUAUGAAUGCAAGUCAUGUGGGAAGACAUUUAUUAGGAGCUCACAACUUGUUUUACAUCAUAAAAUUGUAACCAUGAAAAUGUGGGUUUUAAGACUGUGAAUUGCCAAAACUGUAAAGGUUUCAGCUAAACUGUAAAGAGAAUUUUUAUUGUCUUGAUUUAAAUAGAAAAUGAGUGGUCACCAUGGGGAAAAUCCCAAAUAUGAAAAUAUCCAAAUCAGCUGGGUUUUAUCGAGAUUUUAGUUAAUACAAAUGAAGGAAUUAAGGGAAGAGUAAUAGAAAAUAGUAGAAAGGUCUUAGGCCAAAUGACCUAGUCCUGAGCCUUAAGGGAGACUAGCCAGUCUUUAUCCCUCACCACAAGAUCAUCCCAAACAAAAUUCCAAUCCUUCACUGAAAUCCUCAACUCUUGAACUGAGUUCAGACACUCAGUACCUCCAAACUAACUCUAAACUCCAACUAUGUUCAGAGCCCCUCCUCUGAACUCCUCAUCUCCUUUUAAAGAAAAUCAUCUCUUCUGUUACCUCCCCCAAAUUUUUACAUCUACUAAUCAUAGUAGAUGCUUUUUCCCAGAACCGUCUAUUCUUAUUUCACAUCUCUCCUUUUUUUGCCAUCUUCUCUGAUUAGAUUAUAUCUUCUGAGUAUUUCACAUCUCUUUGUUAAGCAUGCCCUUUGUAAGUUGCUUGACCUUUUAGUGGUUAAUUUAACCUUUAUAGGUACUUAUCAGCUUUUUCUAUUAGAUCUAGAAGUAGACCACCUAGCUUAAGGUUUUUGCUCCAUGAUAAGUAUGAGUCUGGGACUUUUCAUUAUUCCACCAGGAAUUUGCAACUUUACCUUGACCUAAGGCACUGUCUGAGCAGGGUGGAGUAAUUUUAAACUUCUCAAUACAUUCCUGACCAAGUACCUCCAUUGUUAAAUGUGGGGAAUAGCUUAAUCAAAUCUUCUAAGGUAUAGUCUGAGCAAUUUUAAGAUUCACAGAAUCCACACUGGGGAGAAACCUUAUGAAUGCAAGGAAUGUGGAAAGAUAUUCGGUUGGAAUUCCCAUCUUGCUGUACAUCAGAAAACCUACACUGGAUAGAACCAUAAAAUUAAAGGCUGUGUGGAAGGAUCUUCAUAUUCGGUGCCAGUCUUGUUACUGUAUGAAGGAAAUUUUCUCUCCUCACCUUUCUAGGGCAGCAUUGUGUAAUUAGAAAUCUAACCCUAAAAUCUGAUUCUUAGCACCCCACUGUCAUCCUGUUUUUAUGUGCUGACAUAAUCAGAGUGUAAAUUUUGUGGAGCCCUGCCUCUUGCUCUCUUCUCUUCCUGUGAUGGCAGAUGAGAACAUGGGGAUUUUGAUCAGCUAGGAAAACAGUCAUGUGGUUAUAUUUUGUUAGAUAAUAAACUAAAAUUACAAUAAUUGAGGUAUUAGACAAUAAUCUCAUAAAUUUUAAAAUCUGCAAACAUGUAUGAGGAUACAGGCAGUGAAUAAUUUUUAUAAAGCAAACUAUUAUUUGGCUAUGAACUCAAAACUAAUGGUUAUGUUAAAUCCUCAAAAAAGCUAAUACUAUUACAAUCAUAAAAGAGAAAGUAGGGAUUUCAGUUACACAUAUAAUGUGAAAAACAAUUAUCCUGAUAGAGAUGUGAAUUGAAGUAGUACUUGAUUAUAACUGAUUUUAAGUCAGUUCUGUCAAAUAUAUUCAUCCAUAUAAAUUGUAACCUACAGAAUCUUUUCUGAAGAGACAUUUGCUGUCAGCAUUUCAAAUGGUAAAGACCUCUACAUUCAAAUUACUCUGCUUCUCAGCGUUUUUGUCUACCUACCUGAUCAGUAGGAGGGUCUGAGCCCUAGAGAAUGAAGGAGGAAAAGAGGAAGGUGUUGAAGAGAUGGGGAAGGUGGUGAUUGCCCAGAUAGAAUUCAGGCUCUGAGGUAGAAUUUGAAGGCCUGAGGAAGAACAAAAUUCAGGACUCUCACAAGGAAAACUCUAAGAAUUUUAGAGAUAAAGAGAAACUUCUCAGAAAGUGAUAUGCUACCUGAGAAGACUUGAGUUCAAGAGGUUAAGGUGAGCAUGGAGGACAUAUUCCAAGCAGUGAAACAACUAAGGGAAAGGCAGCAUUUUAAGAUGAAGGGUCCUGAUCAAGAAUCAUUCUGGAGGCCAGUAUUACUGGGUCAGAAAUAUAAUAUAGGGGAAUUCUUAUGGGAGAAACACACCCAAGUUUGUAGAAGUAUCUUAGGCCAAGAAUGUGAGACUCAAAUUUCAUUCAAUUUGAAAUAAAAUAAUUUUAUUUGAAGAA